Messenger RNA from Nicotiana tabacum (common tobacco), 644 nucleotides. The record is from RefSeq and is a predicted model, not a curated record. NCBI's taxonomy places the organism in Eukaryota, Viridiplantae, Streptophyta, Magnoliopsida, Solanales, Solanaceae.
AACUCCUGCUAAGCCAGAGGAAUUGCCUGAGACGUGCAGGGAAAUUGUAAUAGAGUACUCAAAUCAUGUGAUGAAAUUGGGCUGCAAUUUGCUUGAGUUAUUAUCAGAAGGUCUUGGUCUCAAACCUAAUCAUCUCAAAGAAAUGGACUGUGCUGAGGGACUUGGCAUUUUGUGUAAUUAUUAUCCAGCAUGUCCACAACCAGAACUUGCAAUAGGCACAAGCAGACAUGCAGAUAAUGAUUUUUUCACAGUACUUCUACAAGAUGAUUUUGGAGGACUUCAAGUUUUUCACCAAAAUCAUUGGGUUGAUGUUCCUCCUACCCCUGGAGCUUUAGUUAUCAAUAUUGGUGACAUUCUCCAGGCAAGUCUUUUGUAUUCUUUAUAUUUCUUGACCUUUAUUUUAGGGGUCACCUGUUGUACGAAGCAUCCCGCGUUCACGCAGGGUCCAAGAAGGGUUGUACCUUAAGGGGAUGCGACGGAGACAGGCUACCCUGAUGCAAGUAUCAGUGGCUAAUUCUACGGCUCGAACCAGGAACCAAUAGCUCAAACGGAGAUAAUUUUACUGUUGCUCCAAGACUCCCCUUCACUUCUUGACCUUAUGUUUACGCAUUAAUUUUACGGAUAGUCAUCAAACUUUUAAUUUA